GCCAGUUUUGCUUAGCACCCAGAGAGAGACCGAGAAGGCAGGGGAGGGACGCAAGAAAUCGGGGCCAGAGGAAGCAGUACAAAUUACUGAUGGAUUUUGGGACUGAAUUGAAGGGAUGUGUUUGCCGGAUCAACAACUGCGCCAUCGAACUCUUCUCCAUGAAGGAGGAUUUGGAGAUUGAAGACGAAGACUCAUGGGACCUGGUUGGGAGGGACCUCCGGCUGAAGGCCACCUUCUUGUAUAUUGACCUCAGCCGUGUGAUCUCCUCCUGUGAGAGCGAUGAACGCAAGAAGAUGCUCACUGGCCUAGCCAACAAGUUCUUCUACUUCAUGGACGAGUUGGGCAAUGCGGUGAAGGACAGAAGCGCCCCCCUGGUGCAGGUGUGCUACAGCGACACGACUCAUGUUCUUCGCGAGGUGGUGGCCGCCCUUGUGCCGUCGCAUUAGUCUGGCUCUGGCAUCCAUGCUGAGAAAGCUGUAAGAUCUGGGAGCUUCGCAGUUCUUGGAAACAAGAAAUUGUCCAAAAAGCUGUACAAAGAGGACAGGCCAACAUGAGGGGCCUAUGUUAUGUACAUAUCGUUAAACGGCUGUGGAGUCGAAGCAAACUAAAUGAUUAGUGUCUGGUUUGCCCCA
Messenger RNA from Triticum dicoccoides, 632 nucleotides. RefSeq names its product photosynthetic NDH subunit of lumenal location 3, chloroplastic-like. The record is from RefSeq and is a predicted model, not a curated record. Bases 90 to 446 code for a protein of 118 amino acids. Gene Ontology annotation, molecular function: calcium ion binding. The transcript is spliced from 3 exons. NCBI's taxonomy places the organism in Eukaryota, Viridiplantae, Streptophyta, Magnoliopsida, Poales, Poaceae. Gene Ontology annotation, biological process: photosynthesis; photosynthetic electron transport chain. Gene Ontology annotation, cellular component: chloroplast; extrinsic component of membrane; photosystem II.